Sycon ciliatum is the source of this 2298-nucleotide messenger RNA. Its product is annotated as HORMA domain-containing protein 1-like. NCBI's taxonomy places the organism in Eukaryota, Metazoa, Porifera, Calcarea, Leucosolenida, Sycettidae. Bases 267 to 1994 code for a protein of 575 amino acids. The transcript has 5 exons. The record is from RefSeq and is a predicted model, not a curated record.
CUUCCUGCAGCGUUGCGCUGGAUGUUCUUGAAGCGGAUUGUACGAUUCUUCAUUUCCUUCGUUCUGCAUCGUAGAUUUACUGUUGUCAACAAAGUUCAACCAAACCUAUCUAUUUCGCCAGCUACAUGUAACCAAUUGCGUCCCAACACGAACUUGGGCUAUCGAAGGAGCGGCCGCUGUGCUAUAUUUCCUCUGAGAACGGUGGAGCUUCAAACUGGAAAGAGAACUUCUUCAGCACCGCAAGACUGAAACGGCAGCUCAACAAAAUGCCGUCUACAGCAGUAGCCAUGCGAACGCAGCAAAAGGUGGAAAUGUGGGAGCCAAUGCAACAGUGCAAAUCAAUUACUGAAACACACUCGAGGUUGUUUGUCAAGAAGCUUCUUGCUGUUGCUAUCUCCAACAUCGUUUACUUGAGAAACAUCUUCCCAGAGAACGCAUUUGGUGACCGGUACCUUGAGGACAUCAAUUUGAAGAUAUUGAGGGAUGACAACACUUGCAAAGGAGCAGUGCAGGUGAUUGAGUGGGUGAAAGGUUGCUUCGAUGCCUUGGAUCGCAAGCACCUCAAAGCCGUCAUCCUGGCCAUCUACAAGGAUGCCAACGACAUGGAAAACGCUAUCGAGUCGUACACGUUCCGCUUUGGCUACGACAGUCUGGAUGUUACUCGCAAAGAAGGCGGUGAUAGCAAACAGGAAAAGUCCUUGUUACAUGCAACAACAGCAGAAGAGGUGAAGAAGGCUACAGUCCGCCUGCUCCGCACACUUAUUGUUCUCUCACAGACCCUUGAUGGCCUGCCAAGUGAGGUCCUGAUGACUAUGAAACUGCAGUACCUUGACACUGUGCCCGAGGAUUACGACCCACCGGGAUUCAAAUCAUGCGAGCAGUCAGCUGUCGUAGUUGAUGGCAACCCACCAGCCAUAAAUGUUGGCGGCAUUUCCACCGAGUACCACAGCGUAAAGCUACGCAUCAAGACCAGCUGUCACCAGUACGCAGACUUAGAUCAUCCAACCGAGUCACAGAAGGAAAAUGUCAUCGAUGCAGCUGACGUUGUGGUGGACGAACAACCACCUAACAUUCCAGACCCACAACUUGAUACUCCACCACCGUCAGCUCCUAACUCUGUGCAUGGAGAAGAGCAACACAUUGAAGAAGAAGAUGACGAUGAAGUCGAGAACGCCAAUGCCCCUACCAACAAAGAAGAACCACAUGCAGCUGUGAACGAGCAGAGUGAGUGCAUGGAAGUUGAAGAACAGGAGCAAGUGCGGUGUCCAUGCGGUGACAACCAGGACGACGGUCUGAUGAUCAAGUGCGAAGUGUGUAGUCACUGGCAGCAUGGAGUUUGCUUCGGUUUCCUGUGCAAUGAUGAUGUGCCCGAGCAGCAUUUCUGUGAUCAGUGCUGCGUUGAUGGCAGUACUGAGCGGCCGCCGUCCGAUCCCAUCCUUUGCUUCUUGAAUCCAAUCACACUGCAAGCAACUUGUCUCUGGAGACGUGGUCUAAUGGCAUGCUCCGAAUCCAAUCGUAUCCUGGUCCCUGGUUUCGCCAGGAGACUUGGCGUUGAGAUAAACGUCGCGCAAGGAAUCGUGCAUCGACUGGAGAGGGAGGGCUACAUCACUACUCCCACACGAGGCAAACGCCUUGGCAAAGUUGUCAACAAGGACAAGAUCAGAACUGAGGGCAUCAACAAGUAUUUCGAUCGCUCUCUUCUGAGACCACUGGAUGGUUCGUGUGAGCCAGCAAAAACAGCAGACGAACCAGCAGCAGCAAUAGCACCAGCAACACAAUCUGACGACAUGGACAAGGUUACAGUCAGCGCUGCCAACUUGGCUAUAGACAAUUCCAAACCGCAGUCGCCAUGCCGUUCAACCAGCCGUGGCAAGACCAAACAGAGACAACAGGCUGAUGACAUGGAUUAUGCAAGCAGUCAAGAAGUCAACGGAAACUCGCCAAAGCGCCGAUGUCGUCGCGGAAGCAUUGCAAAGAAAGCAAUCCGCUUGUGAAAAACACAUUUGCUACAGAAAGCUGCCUAGAACACAUUUGUACAGUUUCUUUUCUUUCCUGCUGCACAGUCUGCUGCAACAUAAUUACCCACUAGUGCAUGCAAAUACAGACAUGUAGAUGUUUUAAGCAUCGCAAUAUUUAUCUUCCAAAGUAUCAGAGAUAUUCCAAACGCUAUUGUUCCAAGAAUAGAGCAGCAUCAUUAUUCUAUGACCAGCAUAAAUAAUUCAGUGUCCUUACAAAGUAGUCUGCACCUACCAGCAGGCAUACCAGCAUGAAACCUAUGGACUAUUCUCAUUCAUUGUA